GAAGUUUGUGUUUGAUCACUACACUGCUGGUUUUAAGCUUGUUUACGGCGGCGACCACGACACUAGCACUGGGUCGUAAGGAAGUAGCAGUAUACACUGUGACGAGUUACGGAGCAAAAAAACCUAAAGGCGGCGGCGGGUCGUCGAUGGAAGACAGCCUCAAAAGUGCAUGGCUUCAGGCGUGUAAAUCGGAUGGUCCGGCAACCAUCAACGUGGCGGAUAGUGUCUUCAAUGAAGGCCCCGUCAUUAUCGACGGCACUGAUUGCCGAAACCCAGAUGUCAUAACAUUCGAUAUGGAAGGAACAACACAUCUGGCUCCUGACUACACAAAAUUCGGAGAGGCCGAACAGUGGAUCAAGUUGUACCACGUCAACAACGUUAGCAUUAAAGGCGGGACCCUAGAUGCCGGAGGUGGCUCUCUCUAUGAAUGCAAGGCCGGCGGAGGUGACUGCCCGGACGGAGCUACGACAUUCGCUAUUCACAACUCCGUUGGAGUGACCAUUACGGGAUUAACCUUAAAAAACAGUCAAAUGUUUCAUAUGGCGAUUGUCGACAGUAGCAAAGUCUUGGUGGAAGGCAUAACGAUUGAAGCGCCAGGGGAUAGCCCAAACACAGACGGAAUACACAUUUCAGGUUCCAAUAAAGUUACCAUCACUGGUACCAACACCAUCGCAACGGGGGACGAUUGCAUCUCUAUUGGUCAAGGCUGCGACACCGUGACCGUCGAGGGUGUGAAUUGUGGUCCCGGGCAUGGAAUAAGCAUAGGGAGUCUAGGGAAAUACGCCGGCGAGAAGCCAGUGCAACACAUAACCGUACACAAUGUUGAGUUUCACGAAACUAAGAACGGAGCGAGGAUCA
Molecule: messenger RNA, 858 nt
Organism: Cuscuta europaea
Lineage: Eukaryota; Viridiplantae; Streptophyta; Magnoliopsida; Solanales; Convolvulaceae
Source: the annotation of a GenBank genome assembly